Molecule: messenger RNA, 496 nt
Organism: Entamoeba dispar SAW760
Lineage: Eukaryota; Evosea; Mastigamoebida; Endamoebidae
Exons: 1
Source: RefSeq, a predicted model, not a curated record
AUGUUAGCAACAAGUAAAUCAGUAUUUUUAUGGUUAUGUGAUUUAAAUGAUGAGAAAAUGAAUAGAAAUGAAUCAAAAUAUCAGAGUUGUAUUCCACCAUUCACAUGUCCACCAACAGAAUAUUAUCUGUAUAAAAAAAUCCAAAGUAUUUCAUCAACACCUAUUCUUCAAAUUGAAAAGAAGGAAACACUCCCACAUCUUUGUAUAUUACAUAAUAACACAAUAAGUUUGUAUGAAGAAAGAUUUGAUGAAGGGAAAUUUAGUAUUGAAAUAAUUCAAGAAAUCAAAGUUAAAUCACCAAUAUCUAUUAUUUGCUGUGAUACAAUCAUUUUAACACAAUAUAAUAAUCAAAUUAAAGUUAAUCAAGGGAAUAGAGAGAAAGAAAUAAUAAAUAAUACACCAAUAGAAGAAAUUCAGAAUAAUGAUAAAAUGAUAGUAAUACUCACAAUGAAUAGAUUAAAAAGUAUAGACAUUCCAACAGAAGAAGAAAUGAUAG